UGUGUGUGUGUGUGUGUGUGUGUGUGUCUGUGUGUGUGUCUGUGUGUGUGUGUGUGUGUGUGUGUCUGUGUGUGUGUGUGUGUGUGCGCGCGCGCGCGCGCGAGUGUGAAAGAACAUUCUCAGAAUUGCAAGACUGAGUGACAAUAGACAAACAGAACGGAGGAGUUUAAAUUACUGAGAAAAUCAAACGGGAGUUAGCGACAGGAUCACUGGGCAGGACGCUGUCGAUGGAGGGGCUUGGGGGACUUGUGUUGAAGUUGCUGUCAAUAUGGCUGAUCCUAGGGAUUACUCUCAUUAUGCUGCCUGCCAUGUUUGGUGUUUCAUUGGGAAUCACAGAACUUUACAUGAAGAUUCUGGUCAAGACACUUGAGUGGGCCACACGGAAAAUACAGAAGACAGCCCAGGAGAAGCCUGGCCAAUCCUAUUCACCCUCCAACGAAAUUAUUGAGAAGCGUGAUAAAGUCUCCCUGGAAGAAGAGAUCACCGAACUGAGGCGAUACUCAAGCAGAAGCAAGGCUGUUCCUGAGGGCAACUUUGACCUCUCUGAUGUGUUCUACUUCUCAAAGAAAGGAUUUGAGGCCAUUGUCGAGGAUGAAGUGACUACUCGGUUCAGCUCGGAAGAGUUGGUCUUGUGGAACCUGUUAACGAGAACCAAUAGAAACUUCCAGUAUAUCAGUGUUCGACUGACCAUCCUCUGGGGUCUGGGAGUUGCAAUUCGAUAUGGGGUCCUCCUGCCCCUGCGGAUCACUUUGGGUGUGAUUGGUAUUAGCUGGUUGGUGAUUGGAACCACUUUAGUAGGACAGCUGCCAAACAGCAGUGUGAAGAUAUGGCUCAGUGAGCUUGUUCACUUGAUGUGCUAUAGGAUAUGUGCAAGGGGACUGUCUGCAUCAAUCCGUUACCACAACAAGGAAAACAAGCCAAAGAGAGGAGGUAUUUGUGUAGCAAACCACACAUCACCAAUAGAUGUUGUUAUACUGGCCAAUGAUGGAGGUUAUGCAAUGGUUGGACAAGUGCAUGGAGGACUGAUGGGAAUUAUUCAGAGAUCCAUGGUCAAAGCUUGUCCACACAUCUGGUUUGAACGUUCCGAAAUGAAAGAUCGCCAAAUUGUAUUAAAAAGACUAGGUGAUCAUGCUGCAAAUAAGACAAAGCUACCAAUAUUAAUAUUCCCUGAGGGUACCUGCAUAAACAAUACCUCAGUUAUGAUGUUUAAGAAGGGAAGCUUUGAGAUAGGAGCCACUAUCUAUCCCGUUGCAAUCAAGUAUGACCCUCGGUUUGGUGAUCCCUUUUGGAACAGCAGUAAAUAUGGAAUGGUGAGCUACCUGCUCCAAAUGAUGAGCAGUUGGGCUAUUGUCUGCAAUGUAUGGUACAUGCCUCCAAUGACUAGACAGGAAGGGGAAGAUGCCGUACAGUUUGCCAAUCGAGUAAAAGCAGUCAUAGCACAGCAAGGAGGCCUUGUGGAUCUUGCCUGGGAUGGAGCCCUAAAAAGAGCAAAAGUUAAAGCCAGUUUUAAGGAGCAGCAACAGGAAUACUACAGCAAGACACUCGUUUGGGAAAAAAAACAAUGAAGAGAAAUGAGAUGCUUGUCCAGACAUCCCUUCUCAGGGUCAUAGUUUACAUCUUCAUGUCACUUGGGUUGAUUGAAUGUCUUCGUACUAUUUUUGUAAUAUGAGCAAAUUUAUACACAAAGUCCCAAAUAGAAGAGUAUCUAUAAACGUUAAAGAUGCAACUGGGUUUGAGAGACAACUUAUGAAAAGCGCAGCUGGACGAUCAAUAUCAAUGCAUCUUAUCCUUUAAAGCAGUGCCCAGGGGUUUAGUAACUGCAAUUUGAUGGCAAAUCUUGGUGCGGAUAUUCAUCCUUGUGUUUCCAAAGAUGGCAUGCGAAGCAGUGACAUUACCCUACUGCCAGCUCCUUUAUCACUUCCAAGUAGUGAGCAGCAAAAGAAGCUGGAGACCAAGACUCUGCAACUUUGCCUGUUCCUGUGCAGGCCUUGGCUUUUUGAUCAGAAGCUAAGUUUCUAAGAAGCUAAUUCCAUUUGGUGAAAAAGAAGACAAAAUGAAAAGGAUCAAAAACAAUUCUUAUUCUUGUUCAUAUAUUAAGUGGCUUUCUUGUUAACCUGUAGAUUGUGUUCACCUCUGUUUGUUGAAGUGAUUGAUCUUACAUUAGAGGAAAGUCUGGAACUGCUGGAAUAGGAAUUGGCGUCAAGUAAAUGGUAUCUGCAGCUUAUGGAUGUUCUUUGACUUAGCAGCAUUAGGUGGUAAAGUUGUGUGUUUUAGCCUUGAAGAAUAUUUUGACUGCCACAGAUAUUUUCAAAAGAAACUCAUUUUUAAAUUAAAUUAACCUGAUAACUGCAGGUUUGUUGAAAGCUGGAUAGACUUUUUAUUUGGCUAACACAAGUUUUAGAACAUUCCCAAAGAGAGUUUAAAACCCUCAAAAAAAUCUGCUACUUGAUACUCAAUUAAGACUUUUGUUUUAGACCAAGCUGAUUGUAAUCUGCAAAUAAGUUAUUAAAUCAAAAACACACCACAGUAUGUGAGUUAAUGCCCAAUUGUUUUCAAGGCAGGAAAAAGAUAUGGAGUUUGAAGAAAUAUUUCCAGUGAUGUUUAAACUAAAUCUUUGUAGAAUUAUUUUGUUAUCCUUCAUUCUGGCUGUCAGUGUCUAAUAUGUUAGGAAGUUCCUGUGCCAAUUUCAGGGACUGCCAAAGAUAACAAAAAGCAAAGGAUGCUUUCUCAAUGGUCAGUGCAAUUAAUUAUUUCUACUAUGGUGACAAGUAGUACAUUUGUGCAUUAUUUUAUCAUAAAUUGGGGCAAUCCCUGCUUUGUAAUUGCAAGUUUGUAUCUAUUAAUGUAUUAAUUGUAUCUUACAAUGUGAAACUGGCAAAACCAAUUCAUUUCACAUCACACGGUAUCAACAUGAUAUCUCAUAAACCUGAAACUGUUUAAUAUACUUUCUUUUUGUUCUGAAACAAAAAUACAGGUAACUGCCUCAGCUGAUGAAACAAUUUUUUGUAUUCACAUCUUUCCAACUUAUUUAUUUUCAAUAUGGAUAUAAAUGUGUCAAUUUUUUUCCUGCUCGAGGGAUGGCAAAAGAUGUUUUUCCUUACAAGGAUAUAACAAGUUGCAGAUUGCCAGCCAUUGAAUUCUGACAUAAGCUGUGAAUAAUUGUUAGAAACAGUAUUUCUUAAAAAUUGUCUUUACUGAUUCUUUAACAUGUAAUCAGAUUGAAUGUCAGAUAGUUGUGAAAUUCUAACUAAAUUGCAGUUUAAUGUAAAAAAAAUCCUCACCAGGAUACACAAGUAAUUAAGAUCACAGACUUUACAGUUUGUUAGUCGUGGUAUCAAAUGCCCUUAUUUGAGGUCCUUUGUUGGCAAUGUUAUGAAGAGAUAAAGGAUGGUCAAGAAGUGCAGAUAGUUUAUUGAGUUCUCAGGGAUAUGGCUGGGCAAGUUUAUUGGUUUCCAAUGCACAGUUAAUUUGGAAUUGGUCAAUGGUUAUUUUGGAAAUUAAUGGCAAGACACCAGUUUUUGUGGUACUAAAGGCUUUUACGGGUUUAUGUUAGAUUCUUUUUAUAAUUUACAUUGUGCUGUUAGUAUUUUGUGUCUCAAAAUUAUCACUGAAAUACAAAAAUUGAUAACCAGAGAGAAAGGUAACAAAACAAUAUUUGGCUAAGCCACCCUAAUAUUUGGCAUAUCUAUCUGAACCAGAUUCUGGAAUGUCAGAUUUAAGACAAAGCUACCAGGGUAGAAGUGGAUGCAGGUGGACCUGAAAUGGCGUCUCCUGAGCUUCAAAAGUCUGCCUCAAAGUGAUCCUCCCAGGGAAGAUAAAACAAGCAAUUCCAUUUGGGCUGGAUAAGAUGAUGAGUAUUCUGGAAAACUGCCAAUACAAGCAUUAAGUAGGAUAUGAUUUGCCUUUUGUGUAUAUUCAGCAGUGGAAGCCAGGGAAAUGGCUUGUGGUUUUAGUGUCUUGUGCCAUGUUGACAACAAUGGAACCAAAUAUUUGGGAGGUAGUAAAAUUCACUCACUGCACCUAUGCACACACUUGCCAUUUGUGACCCUCAUUUCUGCUCAAAAGGUUUCAUUGAACAAACAGUGAUACACUGAAUAGGCUGAGAAGCUAAUUCCAUUAAUUACAGAGUAGGAUUUUCAGUGUAAAUUUGUAAGUCAUUAUGUUGCUUUUGAAAGUAAUAACUGCUUUUAUUUUACUGACCAUUUUAUUUUCUCCAAUAGCUUUAUACUGGGUGUGUGCUGUUUAAGUGCUGCUGUAUAUGAUUAAUAAACAAUUGUUCAUAACUUUGA
Messenger RNA from Hypanus sabinus (Atlantic stingray), 4289 nucleotides. RefSeq names its product glycerol-3-phosphate acyltransferase 3 (gene gpat3). Gene Ontology annotation, molecular function: glycerol-3-phosphate O-acyltransferase activity. The coding region runs from base 228 to 1565 and encodes 445 amino acids. Gene Ontology annotation, cellular component: endoplasmic reticulum. The transcript has 13 exons. Gene Ontology annotation, biological process: triglyceride biosynthetic process. Lineage: Eukaryota; Metazoa; Chordata; Chondrichthyes; Myliobatiformes; Dasyatidae. The record is from RefSeq and is a predicted model, not a curated record.